AUGGCCUACACUCUGGGACAGGCACGGCUCGUUCAGGAACUCCAGAUCGGAUUCGAAAAUCCUCCCAGCUUUGACACGACAAGUCCCCUCGGCCAAGUAUGGCCAUGCUUCUUGCGUGGGACAUAUCCGCAACUUCGGCGGCUGACACUCGACAAUAGUUGCGCCACAGAGGACGAACUGGUGGGGUUUGUGGAAGCCCAUCGCGACACACUCACGUCCCUGACACUGCGCGGUGUGGAACUGAAAUCGAUGGACAUCCCGCCGUAUCCCCGCUACACCGAACGCCCUAGCUCGGCGGUUCGAUGUCUCUGGCGACUUGGCCAAGUGGGGCUUCUCGAGGAAGUUGCCCUCCACGAUGUGUUCUCCGACUCGUGGAGCCAAGGGUGGGUGGUAUCGCGUGGCGGGGGUGAGGGUUGUUUCCGCCGACAAGUGGAGAAGUAUAUCUGUCAUCGCGGUCCAUUUCCAUUUCCCGGUCUUGAGUGGGUGCCCGAGGAGCACAUGAUGCCGGCACUCAGUAACAAUCGACGGGAGCGGGAAAUGGUGGGUGGCGCGAUAGAGCAGUGGCAUCAGGAGCUAGACCAGGUGUCCGACGCGACGUGGAGGUUUGAGGGACGCCUCCUUUGUUAA
Molecule: messenger RNA, 627 nt
Organism: Exophiala spinifera
Lineage: Eukaryota; Fungi; Ascomycota; Eurotiomycetes; Chaetothyriales; Herpotrichiellaceae
Exons: 1
Coding region: 1-627 (208 amino acids)
Source: RefSeq, a predicted model, not a curated record